AUGAGUGAAAUAGAGAAUCAAAUACAAGUAAUAAAAUUAAAAAGGAUAAAAGAAUUAAAUAAUAGAUUAACUCAAACUUUAAAAAGAGAAAGAAUCCCAGUAUCUAAAUCUUCUGCUUUAAUAAUAAAAUAUGUUGAAGAAACUCCUGAUUAUUUAAUACCUUAUAAUUGGAAAUUACCAAAUGAUCAAAAUAAAUUUUUAAAUUAUCAAAAUUAUAAAGCAUUACAUGGAAAUACGAACAAGAGGGCUGGUAGUGGUGGUGGAUGUUGUACUAUAAUGUAG
Messenger RNA from Lodderomyces pseudojiufengensis, 282 nucleotides. RefSeq names its product Ste18p (gene STE18). Lineage: Eukaryota; Fungi; Ascomycota; Pichiomycetes; Serinales; Debaryomycetaceae. The coding region runs from base 1 to 282 and encodes 93 amino acids. The record is from RefSeq and is a predicted model, not a curated record. Gene Ontology annotation, molecular function: G-protein beta-subunit binding. Gene Ontology annotation, cellular component: heterotrimeric G-protein complex. The transcript is spliced from 2 exons. Gene Ontology annotation, biological process: G protein-coupled receptor signaling pathway.